UGUGGUGUCUUACACAAUAUGUUCACCUGUCUUCUCGGAACUUGGAGGUUACUUGUUCGCUCACUUGUUCACUCAGCUUUUGGUUAUGGAUGCCUUUCGUCUAUGGAUAUUGAUAACUUUCUUCGGAAAGGCCUGUUCCAUCCAUCCAGAAUGUGCCAUAAUUUCUGAGCAUAUUGAAGCUCGGGAGGCCUGCAUCAAGAUACAAAGGACAGAGGAACCACGGAACCAAAGUGAAUGGAUGGGCUGUGAGACGGAUUGGAACGGCUUCCAGUGCUGGCCCCAUGCGGAGCUGGGCCAGGUGGUCAAUCUGUCCAGCCCCAAAAUCCUCCAGCUCCUCACUCAUGCCCAAGGGCAUGGGCAUGUGUUUAGAAACUGUUCUAAGGAUGGCUGGAGUCCAGUAUAUCCUCCAUAUAAUACUGACUUUGAGGAGGAGCCUGAAGAUGAGACGAGCAGCUACUUCUCCACUAUCCGGCGGGUCUACACGGCAGGAUACGCCACCUCCCUCAUCUCUCUCAUCUCAGCUAUAUUCGUGUUUGUUGCGUUCAGGAAGUUCCACUGCACCAGGAACUACAUCCACAUCAACCUGUUUGCCUCCUUCAUCCUGAGGGCAAGUGCCGUCUUUAUCAAGGAUGCUGUGCUCUUCACUGACGAGACAAUGGACCACUGCUUGAUGUCCACGGUUGCGUGCAAGUCUGCGGUGGCCUUCUUCCAGUUCUGCAUCCUGGCCAACUACUUCUGGCUGCUGGUGGAGGGCGUCUACCUGCAGAGCCUGCUGGCGCUGACGUUUGUGUCCCAGAGCAAGUACUUCUGGUGGUACAUCCUCACCGGAUGGGGUGUUCCAUCCAUAGUGCUUACCAUCUGGGUCCUCAUGAGAAACUUCUAUGACAACAGAGUAUGCUGGGACGACCAAGACAACCCUUUCAUCUGGUGGAUAAUCAGGGGGCCUAUAACAGCCUCGCUGCUAGUCAACUUCCUCAUCUUCGUCAAUGUGAUCCGGAUCCUGGUGCAGAAACUCCGGUCCCCGGCCGUGGGAGGCAGCGACACCGGGAACUUUAUGAGGCUGGCCAAGUCGACGCUGUUCCUCAUCCCGCUGUUCGGCAUGCAUUACACCGUGUUCGCCUUCCUCCCCGAGGACACGGGCGAGGACGCCAGAGUCUACAUCGAGCUCGGCCUGGGCUCCUUCCAGGGUUUUGUGGUGGCUCUGCUGUACUGCUUUCUGAACGGCGAGGUGCAGGCAGAGCUGAAGCGGCGGCUGAAGAAGUGGCACACCCAGAGCCGCCUGAGCCCCACGCGCCACCGCAUCACCCUCACCCAGACCUCCAUGCUCCAUGAGAAGACCUUCGCCCCGGGGGCAGUGGCGCCCGACCCACCCAGCGGCUCCUUCGUCUGAGCCCCGCCGGCCCCCGCCGGCCC
Molecule: messenger RNA, 1413 nt
Organism: Sardina pilchardus (European sardine)
Lineage: Eukaryota; Metazoa; Chordata; Actinopteri; Clupeiformes; Clupeidae
Gene: ghrhra
Product: growth hormone releasing hormone receptor a
Exons: 13
Coding region: 86-1390 (434 amino acids)
Biological process (GO): cell surface receptor signaling pathway; adenylate cyclase-modulating G protein-coupled receptor signaling pathway
Cellular component (GO): plasma membrane
Molecular function (GO): peptide hormone binding; vasoactive intestinal polypeptide receptor activity; G protein-coupled peptide receptor activity
Source: RefSeq, a predicted model, not a curated record